AAAGAAAUAAAAGAGAGAUGAGUUCUUUUGAACAUUUCCUCCAUAAACAUACAUUGUCGUUCAUCCAGGAGGGAUAUCAAAUAUUUAUCUGUGCUGGAUGCAAGAAACCCAUAUCCGGGCCUUUCUAUUCUUGCCCGCACUGUAUUUUCUAUCUUCAUUAUGAGUGUGCUAGGCUUCAACGGCAGAUUCAACAUUUCUUUCACCCAUGCCCUCUUUUUCUCAUUCUUGAUUCCGAUACAUGUAAUGCUUGUUUCAUGGAAGUGUCCGGUUUCAGCUAUUGCUGCUUCACUUGCUAUUUCACUAUGCAUGUUGAGUGUGCUUUAAAGCCCACCAUUUCAUCUGAAAGUGAUGAAGGGCUUAUUCUGCAUUUCACUCAUUGGCAUCCUUUAUCACUUAUUGAUCUCAACAUCUUUCAUGAUAAACCUUGUUGUGCCAUAUGUGAAAAGCCCUGCUCCACUAAUUCUACCUAUGGCUGCUCCUCAUGUAAUUUCUUCCUCCAUAAUUCUUGCAAGGCCACCAUUCCACGAAGUAUUAAUCAUUCUUUCCAUCCGUGCGCUCUCAAUUUGCUCACUUAUCCGAACUAUACGUGCAAUGGUUGCAAUCGAGACUGCUCGGGCUUGACCUAUAGUUGUGGGAAGUGCCGUUUCAAGCUCGAUAUCAGAUGCGGCUUACUUCCUACUGUGGAGACCAGAGGCGCUGAUAUGAUUCAAAAUAUCAUGCAUCCACACCCAUUAGCACGCCUUGGAAACAAGAAUGUUGACAAUACUAGAUUUGGAGUAGGACACCGAUGUAGAGCUUGUGGAGAAAAUGAUUUGGAUCAUGGUUUCAGUUGUAGCAUAUCGUGUGACUUCUUUAUACACACAUCAUGCGCUGAAUUGCCAAAAGAUAUUCAUCAUCCUUUUCAUCUCCAGCACCCUCUAAGUCUCACGUAUCUUCCAUUGCAGCUGCAUGGUGCUGAUUGUUCUUCAUGCAACAAACCGCUCGAUGGAUUUCUGUUGGCCUACCGCUGCGACGGGUGCAAUUUUAACCUUCAUAAAGAUUGCGCUGAGUUCAAACCCUCAUUCAAGCAUGGAAAUUACUUACACGCUCUUACCCUUUGUGACAAAAGACCAUCACUAUUUCACUGCACCGUCUGUCAUAAAAGAGUCAACAAAAUUUUCCUUCGAUGUUUUGUGUGUGGGAUUGACAUCCAUGUGUUCUGCCUACCUUCAGCACCGAAAACAAUAACACAUAAAUGGCACAUAGAUUGCUUAAGUCUUACCCAAUCACCUCUUGAGUUCGAACUGAAUCGAUUAGAAGACGCAGAUAACUCAGAUGAUGAAUUCUAUUGCGAUGUAUGCGAGGAAAAAAGAGAGAAGAAAGACUCGGUUUAUUAUUGUGCAGAAUGCAAAUUCAUUGCGGAGGUUGGCUGUGUCAUCUCUGAGUUGGUUCCAUCCUAUAAUACGCCCGAGGAGCAGAAUGCGGUGACCAGCCGAGCCAUUUCCAAGGAUGAAGACUAUUCUGCAAAAGAAAUCAGACUGGCAGAGCUGAAUAACGAGAUUAUAGAGCUUAGUGCAAAGUCAAAGCCUUUAAUACAAGAACGAGAGCCUUUAAACAUAGAAAUUAUGCUUUUGAACGAAAAACAUUUACAAUUGCAAGGAAGGUUACAAGAAAUUGAAACGGAGCUAUUGCAAAUAAUCCGGAUCACAGAUAACCUUGAGGUAAAACGUUUUCUGUGCAAGCAUCAACCCAAGCAUCGCAUAACAGAAGAUAUGUUUUCGACUGAAGCUUCAACUUCAGGAGGGCUGAGCCUGAGUGCUGAGCAGGCAAGACAUAUGGAAGACGAGUCAAAGCUGUUACCAGCAUCAAAUAUUUCCAGAAACAAGGAGACUGCAAUAGAAGUUGCAAAGCUCAAGGCAGAGGAAAUGGUUUUCAAAUUAGAAACUAAGAAGCAUCGGUCAGAAUUAGAGAAAGGUGAGGAGAAACUAGAGCGAAUAAAUUUGAGGCUAAAAGAACUUGAGGUUGAUGGUUUUUUGAACAAUGAUAUGGUCGGUCGCAACAUGAAGAAAAAUAAGUACGCAACUGAAGCUUCAACUUCACAAGAGCCGACUGCUGAUCUGCCUUGAGUUUGGAAUGACAUGUAUCAACUGUCUUGCUAAAUGCUACUAUUUUAUAAUAAGCUAUAUGGAUUAUUAAUUUUUCACCUUUGUUUAUUGUACAAGAAUCUCCACACCGGUGCCAGAUUCUUGCAGCAGUUCCAUUUCUAUUGAGUUGCAUAUAUAGUAUCUCUUUAGCAGUA
Molecule: messenger RNA, 2278 nt
Organism: Gossypium raimondii (Peruvian cotton)
Lineage: Eukaryota; Viridiplantae; Streptophyta; Magnoliopsida; Malvales; Malvaceae
Exons: 3
Coding region: 18-2105 (695 amino acids)
Biological process (GO): regulation of DNA-templated transcription
Molecular function (GO): zinc ion binding; sequence-specific DNA binding; DNA-binding transcription factor activity
Source: RefSeq, a predicted model, not a curated record